GCGGGCAAGCCACCUGCGGCUCAUUAUCGUGAGGACCCGGCAUAUGCAGACGCUAUGUCGACGGUGAAAGCUGAGCUGGCUUCGAGAGGUGAGCCGGCUUCGAGAGGUGAGAUCUGAAAUGAGCUACGCAGUGACUGAAUCCUACACGGAAGGCGGCAGUCAUGUCAAUAGAUCUAUGUCUGGUCGGGUCGUUCGUGGUGUCGUGCCCUUCAUGGUGUCGCGUCUAUGCCCCCUCGCCUCCCCUCCUCCCCUGCACCCUCCCCUCCUCCCCACCUCCUCUACCUCUCCCUCUCUCCCCUCCCUCCCCUCACACCCCUUCCUCCCCGCCUAGUCGUGUACCCUCCCCUCCCUCGCCACCGCCGCCCUCCUCAACGCCCACGCCAGAUUCUCGUACACGACAAACGUGACGCACGUGCCCGGGAGGACGCGGACGAUGUUUGUGCUGGGGUUGGGUUGGGUGGUGGUUAGUAUUCGUUCGUCGACCCGACACUGCGGGGAGCACUUCCUCAACGCAUCCGCCUCGCCGCGCUUCUUCAUCACAUCACCCUGCACCGCGCCUCCCCAACGCAUUCGUCUACACCUGGUCUCCCCACCGACCGAACGCGCCUCCCCACCGAACGAACGCGCCUCCCCACCGAACGAACGCGCCUCCCCACCGAACGAACACUCACCCCAACCCCCGAUAAAACCCCCGCACGCCCUCCCUCGCCCACGUGCGUUUGAUGGUCUC
Schizophyllum commune H4-8 is the source of this 730-nucleotide messenger RNA. RefSeq lists its product as uncharacterized. The transcript has 2 exons. Bases 119 to 331 code for a protein of 70 amino acids. The record is from RefSeq and is a predicted model, not a curated record. NCBI's taxonomy places the organism in Eukaryota, Fungi, Basidiomycota, Agaricomycetes, Agaricales, Schizophyllaceae.